CAUUCAAAACACACGUAGUCUUGACACUAGCUUUACACCUGCACUUCCUUUCCCCAUUUUAUUUCUUUUGAUUUCUUUUUAUAAAGAUUCCACCUUCAUCAAUAUCUAAAGCAAGGGAAAAGAAGCCUUGAAUUGAACAAUUAUUAGAAGCAAAUGAAAGAAAAAGUCUCUUUCCCGACUCCAUAAAGCAAACCCACUAGCCAUAACAUACCUUUCCUAUCUCUUAAGCCCAUUGUCUUCCUUCUCACUAAGUUUAGCAUCCUAGCUUGUCUCCUUCACCACCAAGAAAAUAACACUCAUUGGUUCUUCUGCAUAUUAGGAGCACAUCAUUGUCUUCUCUCAUUCAUACUCCCAAUAGAAAUUUCAUAGUCUCCUCCAUAUAUCUCCUUUUCAUUUCAAGCAAGAGAGAGAGAGAGAGAGAUGGGUGCAGAUUGGGGGCCUGUCAUUGUCGCGGUGGUUUUGUUCAUCCUCUUGUCACCAGGGUUGCUGUUCCAACUACCAGCAAGAGUAAGGGUGAUAGAGUUCGGGAACAUGAACACAAGCGGGAUUGCCAUUCUGGUUCAUGCCAUUAUAUACUUUUGCAUAUUCACCAUUUUGGUCAUUGCAAUUGGCAUUCACAUACACGUUAAUUGAUCUAAACUAUGUAACUUUUCUUUGCGACUUUUCUAAUUUCUCUGUUCUUUGUAACUUUUCCUCUUAAUGUUCCUUACUUGGCUCCUUAUUAAGUGUUAUGCGGAUGCCUAGUAGGUUUGGUUCUCAUUAAAAGAGAAAUCCAUAAAUUGUCUUAUUUGGUA
Messenger RNA from Quercus robur (English oak), 794 nucleotides. RefSeq lists its product as uncharacterized. The coding region runs from base 421 to 633 and encodes 70 amino acids. The record is from RefSeq and is a predicted model, not a curated record. The transcript has a single exon. Lineage: Eukaryota; Viridiplantae; Streptophyta; Magnoliopsida; Fagales; Fagaceae.